Lycium ferocissimum is the source of this 847-nucleotide messenger RNA. Its product is annotated as LOB domain-containing protein 21-like. The record is from RefSeq and is a predicted model, not a curated record. The transcript has a single exon. The coding region runs from base 131 to 658 and encodes 175 amino acids. NCBI's taxonomy places the organism in Eukaryota, Viridiplantae, Streptophyta, Magnoliopsida, Solanales, Solanaceae.
CAAGUAUUUGGAACAGCGGGAGUAGUAUAUAACGGAGACUCUUCAUAUUUUAUCACAGACAUAGGUGGAACCCUAUAUGUAAAGAACCAAAGCCGCGUGUGAAACUGAAGUUUUCGGAAAAGCGGAAGCCAUGAAGAGUAAUGAGCCUCGUUCAACAUCUUCUUGUGCAGCUUGUAAGUUCUUGAAGAGAAGGUGCACUCCCAAUUGCCAAUUUGCACCAUAUUUCCGGUCAGACGAGCCCAAGAAGUUUGCGAACGUGCACAAGGUGUUUGGAGCUAGCAACGUGAUCAAGAUCCUGAAUGAAGUACCACAUGACCAGCGAGAGGACACUGUCAACUCGCUGGUCUACGAGGCUGAGGUGAGGCUCAGGGACCCGGUUUACGGUUGCAUUGGAGCCAUAGCGUCUUUGCAGCAGAAGAUGGCGGAGUUACAACAUGAUCUGAUGGUUACUAGAUCUCAUCUUGCUUACUAUGAAGCCAAGCCUAGCAGCACAGCUUCUUGUUCAUUCUUGGAUUAUGAUCCUCUCAAUGCCAACAUGCCUUCUGUUUUUGUGGACACUUCGGUGUCUGGUGGAUUCUUGGAUAGCUUCAGCCAGAAUAUCUUUAACAUGGACCAAAGUGGAUCCACCAAUGAAUUUGGCCAAUUCCCAUUUCCAUGAUCACUCCAUUGUGUUUACGCAUUUCCUUGUAUAUACAAAAAGGAAGCGGCUCAUGAAAGGUAAUUUUCUUUGUUUUUCUACAUGGUAUGAUUUGCCUAGUAAAUGAAAGACUAAUUUAGUCAUUUGCUUUUCUGAUUAACGGCUAUAGCCACGUUUUCUUUUAUUCUUGGAGUGUUAAGCCCAUAAAAA